AUGGCUUACAAGAUCGUAUUUCUCGCCUUCCAGCUGUUCACUCUCACAACAACCCAGAACCUGAGCAGCAAGGAGAUCUCUGGCAAUGUGAAGGAUGAUAUCCUGAACUCUGAUAUCUGCGUUUCCCAAGCAUUUGAAAUGUACAUGGAGGCGUACACUGAUCCAGAGGACAAGCUGGUGUUAGCAUCUACUGGAGCUGGUCCUAACUCUCAUAAGAGAAAUGUAUUUUCACGGAACCUUAACAAAUGCAAAUCUCACAACGAGAAGUUUAAGAAAGGAGAGACAUCCUACCAGUGUACAAUUAACUCCUUCAUUGUUAUGGACACCUCCACAAGGAAACAAUAUUUGGGAUUGAGUCGGAACAUGAGUCUGCUAGAGAGCGGCAAGUAUACCAGACCAGCUGCUCUGCAGUCUUCUGGGUCACUGCAGGCUCUACCAAAUACCUUCGACUGGAACAAAAAAGGGUACGUUACACCAGUUAAGAACCAGGGAGGCUGUGGAAGCUGUUGGAGUUACGGUGCUAUUGGACCGAUAGAGUACGCCUACAAGGCAGCUACAGGAAAACUUCUCUCCUUUUCCGAACAAGAACUCCUCGACUGUACCUAUGAGCAUCUUGGAAGUGAUGAGGACGGCUGUGAAGGUUCCUGGUAUACCUCAGCUUGGGACUUUGUUAUAGAAAAGAACCAUCUCCCAUCUGAAGCUAACUACCCUUACAAAGAGAGGAUGGGGACGUGUUCCUAUGGUUCUCAUUCUAACGAUAUUGCUGGAAAAAUUCAAGUUACAGGUUACACCCAGUCCGCUAAGACAGAAACUGCAGUUUUGACUGAUCUGGUGAACAAGAUGCCGCUAGCUGUUGCCUUCACGGUUGAGGAUAAUUUCUACAGUGUUGGAGAGGGUAUCUACGACGGAUGUAAGGAUCCUACUUAUCCUAAUCAUGCUGUCAUCUUGACAGGAUAUGGUUCGAACUUCUUCGAGAUUAAAAACAGUUGGGGUGCAGAUUGGGGAAUGAACGGGUUCGCUAGAUUCGAAAGAGGAAGGGAUAUUUGUGGAAUUCUCUCAUAUGCCUACUACAUCGAGUAUAACGAUUUGUACGUAAAUGAUGGCGGAAACGGAGGUGACGAUCAAGAGGACGAAGGAGAAAACGAAGAUGAAGAGGAAGAGCAAGCAGAGGUUAAAGAAUGCAAAGAACUCAGCGAUGAAUUAGGUUUGAACUAUCGAGGCACUAAGAGUACAACUAUGUCAGGUCUGCCCUGCCAAAACUGGGAGUCCCAGAGCCCCAACUAUCACUCCCGAACCCCAGAAAACUACCCAGAUACCGGUUUAGAGAGCAACAACUAUUGCCGGAAUCCAGACCACGAAGGAGCAGGUCCGUGGUGCUACAAUUCCCAGUCCACAGAGCCUAGGUGGGAAUACUGCGAUGUUCCGGUUUGUGGAGAAGACGAAGAGGAGGAAAGUGGAACUGAGGGUGGAACUGAUUUGACAAGUACAACAGAAAUGCCAACAGAAAGUGACGAUGAUUGUUUACCAGAUGAUGAUCCCACAGGAGUAAACUACAGAGGUUUUAUCAGUAUGACUGAGUCUGGUUUAAAGUGCCAAAGCUGGAACAGGCAGCGUCCAAACAAGCACUCCUUUAAACCCAGGAGGCACCGAGACAAAGGACUCGACGAGAACUAUUGUCGGAAUCCAGAUGAGGAGUCGGAGAGACCUUGGUGCUACAAUAGUCACGGGGUGAACCCACGAUGGGAGUACUGCACUAUUCCUAAAUGUGAAAAGAAGGGACAGGAUAGUUCUUGUACUGAUGAUCAUGAGUAUUGUGCUAACUGGGCAUACGAAAAUUAUUGUUCCAACUCCGAAUACGAGGAGUUUAUGGUGUCCACCUGCAGAAAAUCCUGUAAAGUGUGCAGAGAAGGAGAGGAAGCAGAGGAAGCAGAAGAGGCAACAGAGAAAACCUGUGUUGACGAAGAGGGUGACUGUCCAACCUGGGCUGAGAGUGGAUACUGUCAAGCUAGCAGCAUUUACAGUGACUACAUGGAGUUGAACUGUGAGAAGAGCUGUGAAAAGUGCGGAGAAGAAGAAGGAGGAGAUAAUGAGGAGUGUGGUGGAGGAUUGACUCGGUGUUCUGACGGAUCUUGUAAACAUGUUCAUAUGUGUUGAAUAAACUCAGUGAUGACAAUGUUCCAUCGUUCUGAUGAAAGUUAAUCGAUACAUCACACCCAAUGGGAUUCAGAUUAUACAUUUAUGUAUAAUCUGAGUUUAUAAACUAAAUAACCAGAUUUCGAGCUUUUAUGAUAUAAUGCAGCAUUAUUUUUGUACUCAUCUGUUAAUUUCCUAAAAUAUAUGUUUUGUUUUUGGAUUAUU
This is a messenger RNA of Bolinopsis microptera, 2358 nucleotides long. RefSeq lists its product as uncharacterized. Gene Ontology annotation, biological process: proteolysis; negative regulation of phosphatidylinositol 3-kinase/protein kinase B signal transduction. Gene Ontology annotation, molecular function: phosphatidylinositol 3-kinase catalytic subunit binding; endopeptidase activity; cysteine-type peptidase activity. The transcript is spliced from 3 exons. The record is from RefSeq and is a predicted model, not a curated record. The coding region runs from base 1 to 2154 and encodes 717 amino acids. NCBI's taxonomy places the organism in Eukaryota, Metazoa, Ctenophora, Tentaculata, Lobata, Bolinopsidae.